Carica papaya (papaya) is the source of this 903-nucleotide messenger RNA. NCBI's taxonomy places the organism in Eukaryota, Viridiplantae, Streptophyta, Magnoliopsida, Brassicales, Caricaceae. The record is from RefSeq and is a predicted model, not a curated record.
UUUUUCUUGGCGAUUCGUAGAGAAACCAAAAGGGAGAUUUUGAUAAAGCUGCAACGGGAUACGGGAAAAAAGACUGCUUCUGUCCGUGGAAGGUGUGGUUCAAGGCGUCUUUGCAGUCAAGAUUCGUUCAAAUAGGAGAUAUCUCUGUAAACUUUUGGCAUCUCAGUUCUAUUUCAGCUAAUUAACAUGGAGAAACAAGGAGAUGGAUUGCGUGGUAUUGAUCCAUAUAAGACAACUGAGACACUGGAACCUGAGACCACAGAUGGUGGGGGGUUACACAUUCCUGUGAAAGAUAGACCAACUUAUAGAGCUCCUGAGAAAAAAUCUCGUUUAGGAUUAGAUGUUCGUGCAAGUGAAAAACGGGAAGUUUCUAGGGUUGCUGGGGGAUUCAAGGUCCCGAAGGAGAGAGUUGCUUCAGUUGCAGCAUCUAUCAAUGAGGAAGAGAAAUUUGAAUCUUUUGGAACAGAUGAGGCCCGAAGUAUCGGUAAACAAAGUCAUUUCAGCAGGCAAUAUCGCGAAAAGUUUGCAAGUUCUCAAACUUGGGAAGAAGAUACUGUGACUGUGUCAGGACAAAUUAGUAAUAAAUCUGAAGCUGCUCAAUCUUUGCAGUCCAAUCUUACAGCAUCAUCUGUUGGAAGUUCUCGUAGUGUCUCAUAUAGGAAUUCUAGUUAUGAGAGGUAUGAUCGAGAUGGGGAGAGAAGAGAUCAUAGAGAUGAUAGGAAGAGUGAAAGCACAAAAUCAAGACAAAGAUUUUAUGAAGACAGUGAGGAGCGCUAUCAUGGACGAGAGUCACGUCAUAGAUACGAGCAAGAGCGUGUUGGAGAAUAUGGAGGAAAACGUCGAAGAUAUGAAGGUGCAAGGAGGACACCUGGUAGGAAAUGCUUUUCAUUUGAAGUAUUUUAG